Messenger RNA from Bolinopsis microptera, 2873 nucleotides. RefSeq names its product metabotropic glutamate receptor 4-like. Gene Ontology annotation, cellular component: plasma membrane. The transcript is spliced from 6 exons. NCBI's taxonomy places the organism in Eukaryota, Metazoa, Ctenophora, Tentaculata, Lobata, Bolinopsidae. Gene Ontology annotation, molecular function: adenylate cyclase inhibiting G protein-coupled glutamate receptor activity. The record is from RefSeq and is a predicted model, not a curated record. Gene Ontology annotation, biological process: G protein-coupled receptor signaling pathway. The coding region runs from base 47 to 2635 and encodes 862 amino acids.
CAUUGGUUGCACGUUUAUUGUGCGGCGUUGUUUAUUGUGCGGCGUUAUGAAAGCUCUUCUGCUUCUAGUCGUGGGGUUCUUCUCUUCCUCUGUCCUCUGCAAAAUUAACUACGAAUCUCUUACUGAGCCCUUGGUUAGAGAAGACGGAGAUUUCCUCAUCGUUGGGAUAUUUGAAAUCGGAACUUUGGAGAAUGAUGAGUGUGUUUUGACUUCUAGGAGUGUCUACUCAUUAGAAAAAGCGCUCGUUUUCCAAGACUUGAUGCGGAACUUCACAGCUGUGGACAACUACACCAUUGGAUACGAGAUCUAUUCGGGGUGCGAUGAACCAUACCUCGACCAAAGGAUCAGCAGCAAAGUCGCUCUAAACGAGAAAGUUAUUGGUCUCCUUGCUUCUGAUCAGAAAGCCGGAGUAAUGCCAUCUAUAGGACCUCCCACCUCAUUUUUUAUUCCUACAAUCGGAUAUAUUUACUCGGAGGACGCUUUUCUUAAAAAGGAACAAUACCCCACAUACCUUUCUCUGUUGGAGACCGAAGAAAUGGAGGCGAUGAGUGUUAUAAACCUCCUGAAGUUCCUGAACGCUCAAUAUGUUGAUGUCUGGUACAAUCCGCUCUCUGAAACAGCUGCUCACUAUGUUUACGACAACUAUGUCUCCAAGGCUGGAGGUGGGAGGCUAAUCGAGUUGUACGGAAAAGGAGAAGGCGGAAUAGUGGACGAGUUUCAAGAAUACGAUUCUUACGGUGAAGUUCCUCCAGCCCCAAUACAGCUGAUGCUUUUUAAUGGAAACAAAUAUCACGCUAUUCCGUUCCUAAACGAGACAAUCCUGAAUAGAAAAUGGAGAAACAAGACGUACAUAUUUGGCUACACCAUAUCCCGAGACCAGUUUAGAACCAGUCAGAAGGAGAUCCUAACAGGAGGGCUAAAUGUGGAUAAUGAGGUUUUCAUCUACUUGAGAUCUGUAGUGCAGAACGCGAACCGGGACUGGAUGACAAUAAAAGGAGGACUGCUGUACGACCGAGCUGAGGCGGCUGAUGAUAGAUUAUCCCAGGAUUAUCACCACAGCAAGGCGUGCAACUUCUCCCGUCCAACAGAGAGUCUGAUGGAGGCCUGUACGAACACCAGAUUACCAACUAGUUGGAUGAGCUUUGUAGCCACAGCUACUUUGCUCCUUAAGAAUAACGUACAAACAGUAUUGCAGAGUAAAGGUAGAGAUAUGGACAUUAACGAUCUGAGGAGUCAUCUCUUUGCAACUUUGGAGUCUGGAACACAGCAGGUGCAGAUAUACGGACAAUCUUUAAAAGAUAUCACAUUCAACAAAAGCACAUUGGCAAUGGGAUAUCAAGUUUUAGAAUAUCGCAACAGUUCCGAAGUGAUGAGAGGAAAGGUGCUGUUCCACAACCAGGGAGGUAUGGAUGACACUCUUAAAUACCACGUUAAAGAUAUAGGAGGAGCUGAUGCCUGCUCGGAGGACUGCCCCCCAGGGAGUCACACCUCCUUGAUGUCAUACUCUCCAGGGCUCGGUAAGUGCUGGACCUGUCCCCGGUGUACUGGUGACUCUGUAUCUUCACUUGUUAACUCUAACGAGUGUACAGAAUGUAAACAAACUCAGCACGCUGUGAAAAAUAAAACUACUUGUGAAGAGGUCCCCGAAAACUUCAUCUCCUUAAGGUCUCCACCGUUCCUGAUAGGGUUGUUUUUAAGUGGGGCGGCUGGACUCAUAACAAUCUUCAUAGCUAUUUUCAUUGCGGUCAACAGAAACAGACCCGUGAUAAAGGCAUCUGAUCCUGUUUUCUGCUACUUGUUCCUGUCCUCGCUCUGUGUAGGCGACAUCCUCACAGUGCUUACUCUUCUCGAACCUUCCCCUUCUACAUGCAACCUGGAAUUCUACUUCUGUUCUCUUUUCGUCUGCUGUGUCUGCACUAACCUCUUCUACCGCUCUCUCAAGAUCUACAAGAUCUUCAUGACGGCUAUUAACUUUCAGCUCAAACGUCCAUUCAUCUUCAAGUUCCUGACUCGACCUGCUCAGUAUAUCAUCCUGGCGAUAAUGAUAGGAGCGACUGCUCUGCUGACCAUGGUCUCUAUAAUGCACCAGGGUUGGGUUUACGAGGAAGCGUUAGAUCCUCAUAUCAGUAUCCACAAAGUGUGCAACUCCGCAAACUUCCUGGCUACCUGCUACCCCUUCAUUGUGCCGUGUGUGAUGUUGGCUGCCACCCUACUGAUAGCUUACAAAAUGAGGCUGUUCCCUCACAACUUCAAGGAAACCACCACCAUCUUCACCACCUCUCUAGUUAUCGUGGUUGUCUGUCUCAUGUUCCUCAGUGGCUACUCCAUCUCGGAACCCUCUAUCAAGUCUUUGCUGAGAGCUAUCGUCUACUUUUGCAUCUCCCAGUGCUUCCUCUUCUGCAUCUUCUUCCCUAAACUAGUGGUCCUGCUGAAGAAGGAUGAUCUAAUAGACGCUGAGGGGACGCUGAGUAACGCUAUUCACAGUUACAUAGAGGCUGACGAGAAGAGACAGAGUGUUAUUGAAAAGGAAAAGGAAAAGAAGCUGGUCAAUUCAAUGGAGAGAGAAAAGAGGAAGAGUGUGGUGGUGUCAGCUUUAGUGGAUUUAACGACCCCCACACACGGAAUAGAUAAGUAGAUAACCUCUGAUACAGAAACUUUACAUGCUAGUUUUGGGUCCAUCUCCUAAGCUAUUCUUCUGUAGACUGUAAACUGGUAAAGUGAAUAUAAACUCUCGGACUUUGCAAUAACUGAAUUUACCUUUUAUCUAAUUAUAUGAUUGAUGAAAUUCUACCUACCAAAAAGUUUGGAUACAGAUAGAAAUACUUGUUCGUAUCUACUAGACAAAUAUAUUCUUUUCUCUCCGUGCUUAUGAU